Entamoeba dispar SAW760 is the source of this 1185-nucleotide messenger RNA. RefSeq lists its product as uncharacterized. Lineage: Eukaryota; Evosea; Mastigamoebida; Endamoebidae. The record is from RefSeq and is a predicted model, not a curated record. The transcript is spliced from 5 exons. The coding region runs from base 1 to 1185 and encodes 394 amino acids.
AUGGCUUCUGAAAACUCACAACAACCUCCUUCUGUUUGGACUGAAGAUGAAAUUGAACAAAAGAUUAAUGAAAGAGCAGAAGAAUUAUUUCAAGCAAUGAUUAAAGAACAAAAUAGGAGAAAUAAAAAUUAUUAUCAAAAACCACUUACGUCAUAUUAUUAUCACCACGAACAAAAAAAAGAACAAAGGCAUAGAGACUGUAAUAAAUUGAAUAAUAAAAAGAAAAUUGUUCAAUUAUUUAAUGCCAGUUGUUUCAAUUUAAAAAUUUCUAUAAGAUGUGACCUCUGCUGCAAGAGAAGAUAUUUCUUUUUUUUUUUGAGACCUAAUUUAAUUCACUUGAAAAAAAUUGAUAAUUAUUCGAUGAUGAUUGUUGGUAAAUAUUUUAAAACAAAAAAUGAUUAUAUUAAUUUAAUAAUGACAAAUUCAAGGUUUAAAAGAUUUAAUGAAAUGUAUUUAUUUAAUCCUAUUUCUAUUUCAUCUCUUAAUCUUUUUCCUUCCAUUAAAACAUUAUUUCUUUUUAACCAAAAUGAUGUUAAUGAAUAUUUAAUGAAACAAGUAAAGAAUAUUGUUAUUUCUUUUAAAAUUAGUUAUUCACAAUACCUUUAUUAUAAACGUUUUUAUUCAUCCAUUUCUUUUAAGAAUAUAAGUUAUACUGAAGAAGAUUGUUUUAAAUUUGGUAAAACAUUAAAAGACUCAUGUCAUUCAUUGGAAAAUGAUAGCCUUGAAUAUUAUAAUUCACAAAUAAUAUCUUUUGGUUCUACUCUAAGAAAUAUUGGCUCUAAUUCACUUUCUAAAUGUCCUUAUUUAAAAGAAUUAAAUCUUCCAAGUACUAUUCUUACACUCAAUACACAUUGUUUUUCUUGUAAUUACCAAUUAACUUCAGUUACAAUCUCUGCACUUAUCAAAGAACUUCCUUCAUAUUGUUUCUUUAAAUGUACUUCACUUCAACAAUUAUUCUUCUAUCCAAAAUCAAACUCUUUUGCAAUUACCCAAUUUAACAAUUCUUGUUUUGAACAAUGUAUUAAUUUGAGUAUAUUAGAAAUACCUUCUAGUAUUACAAAAAUAGGUUCUUGUUGUUUUUUCAAUUGUUAUUCACUUACUAUGUUAAAAAUACCUAAAGUCGAUUCUGAUUAUAUCUCUAAUACAAUAAUUCUUCAUAAAUCAAAUGAGCAACACUCUAAUUAA